Molecule: messenger RNA, 5860 nt
Organism: Aspergillus saccharolyticus JOP 1030-1
Lineage: Eukaryota; Fungi; Ascomycota; Eurotiomycetes; Eurotiales; Aspergillaceae
Product: putative Ras GTPase activating protein
Exons: 5
Coding region: 364-5646 (1760 amino acids)
Biological process (GO): regulation of GTPase activity; regulation of actin cytoskeleton organization
Cellular component (GO): cytoplasm
Molecular function (GO): GTPase activator activity; protein binding
Source: RefSeq, a predicted model, not a curated record
GGACUUUUAGUCGUGCAAUCUGUUCGAUCUUUACAAUCCACAGCCUUGUAGUUGUGACCCAGCUCAGCAGACCGCCGGACAACCCAGGAAUCGGUGGUUUCCAGCCCAAUCAGACGCCCGUUUCUGCAUCAACCAAUUCCCGCCCAAUUCCCCCGGUUACCAUAGGCCCAUGCCGCUUUGCCCUGAAGACCUUCUUCCUUGAAUGAAUAAUCCCGCCUUGGUCAACUUGACACCAAGAUUCUUGGACCUCUUCUUUUGCCGUUUCACUGCUUCGCUUUGAGAAGCAGGUAUGCGGCCAAUUGAGAUCGAGUGUCUUCUAAUUCCAUUGGUUCUAGCAAUUUCCUCCACGGAACGGCACCCGGGAUGUCAAGCCACUUAGCUAGUCUCCGGCGUGCGCAGACGGAUUUCGCAGACGAAACAUCGAGUCCACUCCGCCAUGGAUCAACAGCUUCCACCAGCUCGUCCAUCUACACUGCCUCUACUAAUCCAUUUGUACCCAGUCGCACUAGUACUGUCUCGUCAACUGCGUCAAUUGCGUCCGUGCCCGGUGUUGGCCGUAAACGAGGGAAGAGUGAAUUGAAUAAGAUCCCGUCCGACAGAAUGGCCGGAGAGCGCUCGGAAUUGGGGACCAUAUCUAGUGCGGGUGCAACAUACGAGAAUAUCCGCCGCUCAUUGCGACCACUCUCUCAAGCUCCUAAUGCAUCUCCUCCCUCAACCAAACAGUCCACUUUCCGUCAUGCGCGCAGUCAAACCGUCGACCACCCCCAGUACUGGAAGGAAAAUCGUCCACAAACACCCACCUCUCGUAACGCCUUCCAUCAUGAGACUGAAGAAUCGAAAGAUCCGGACCCGUACGCAGCAACGGCACCCCCGAAGAGCGAAGCGCCUCUUGAGAUGCAACCGCAUCCUGUCUCACCUCGUACCCGACCUCACAUGAAACCGCAACAUUCUCACAGCCUGUCCACGCCCCCACCAAUCACCCACACCCUGUCGACGCCUGAGCUCGAAACCUUCCAAAAGUCAUCGACAGGUCAUCUGCGGACGCUUUCGAAAUUUGCCAAGUCUGGAGAAACAGAUGAGUUUGGUCUGGACACUUACAGCUCCUCUGUUGUAGGAUUGCAGGGAAGACGACGUUUGAAAAGAGCAGACUCGGUGGCUAAAAAAGAUGGCUCUGGCGCUGUGCGCAAGAAGCCCGCAUCAGCCUGGGCGGCAGGCAACUGGAUGGACAAGCAGCGACAGUUCCUACAAGCAUACGAGUACCUGUGUCAUAUCGGAGAAGCUAAAGAGUGGAUUGAAGAGGUAAUCCAGAAGCAGAUUCCUCCGAUCGUGCAACUAGAGGAAGCCCUUCGCGACGGCGUGACUCUUGCGGAAGUGGUACAAGCGAUGAAUCCCAAUCGCACAUUUCGAAUCUUCAGACAUCCCAAGCUGCAAUAUCGACACUCGGAUAACAUCGCUCUUUUCUUCCGAUUUCUGGACGACGUGGAGCUGCCCGAACUGUUCAGGUUCGAACUGAUCGAUUUGUACGAAAAGAAGAACAUACCAAAGGUCAUCCACUGCGUCCAUGCCCUAUCAUGGCUACUGUUCAAGAAAGGUCUGGUUGAGUUUCGCAUGGGCAAUCUCGUGGGUCAACUUGAAUUUGAGCACCACGAGCUGGAGCAAACGCAGAAGGGUCUCGACAAGGCUGGCGUCAGCAUGCCCAGCUUCUCCGGUAUGGCUGCAAAUUUUGGAGCAGAGCCGGAGCCGGAGCCAGAAACCGAAGAAGAGAGAAUAGAACGCGAGUUGCGCGAGAGCGAAGCGUCCAUUGCUGAUUUCCAAGCUCAAAUUCGAGGCGCAAUGACUCGCUUGAAGCUGGGUAACCUCAUGAAUGAUCUUUGGGACUUUGAACCUCUCUUGGUGGAACUGCAGUCUCGACUUCGCGGGGACUGGGCUCGUCAGAUCAUCCAAUAUCGCUUGGAUAUGAAGGCGUUCGCGACCAAUCUUCAAGCGCUCUGUCGAGCAUAUCUUGUAAGGAGCCGCCAAAAUACGGCAGCGCUGAGAGGAGCUUUGCAACGCAAGACUGUUUCUCAAAUGUACGAGGACACGAGAUGCGCCGAAACCGAGAUUCGUCUGCUACAAGCUGCUAUUCGGGGUGCUCUUCAGCGCAGUCGGGUUUCAUCGCAGUUGGAAGCCAUACACUCCACCGAGAAUAGCAUCACCACACUUCAAGCCCUCGUCCGAGGAGCCCUACAGCGCAACCAACUUUCGCAACAGUAUGAAACUGCGCACUCCGCUGAGGACAAAAUCGCGACGCUUCAAGCAUAUAUUAGAGGUGCUUUGCAGCGCAGCAAAUUCUCUCAUUUCACUGAAGCCACCCGGUCAGCCGAAGAUGAGAUCACAACACUCCAGGCAAUCAUCAGAGCUGGCAUCUUGCGGCGAAAGGUGGACGCGCAGCAGGCGGAGAUCCGUACUGCCGAAGCAAGCGCAACGUCCCUACAAGGAGCAAUUCGCGGAAUGCUGACAAGGAAGUCCGUUGCUCAGUUGCAGGAAGCUCUUGCGCUUGAAUCAACUGCCGUUACGACCCUCCAAUCCAUCGCUCGAGGUCGUGCACUAAGAGAGCGCCAGCGGCAGCAGGCAUCAGAGCUUGCGGAGACGACCGAAGAGUGCGUCUCGCUCCAGUCUAUGGCUCGUGGAGGAGCAGUGAGAACAUCCCUCGAGCAGCUGAGACAGGAUUUGCGCGAACAUACGGAGGCAACAAUUGACAUUCAGAGCAUGAUAAGAGCGAACGUUAUUCGGACCGAGAUCCAGUCACAGAAAAUGGCACUGGCAGAAGCAGAGCCCUCCAUUCUGGAAUUACAAUCUAUGAGCCGAGGCUCCAUGUUCAGAAAACGUGUGGCGGCCGACGCUGAAGCCCUACAAGCUGAAGCUAUGGUGAUUACACAUCUGCAAGCUCUCGCUCGUGCUGCAGUUCUCAGAAUCAAAGUUGGUGGAGAUCUGGACGCGCUUGAGGACUGUGAAGAGGAAAUCAGUCAACUGCAGGCUCAAAUCAGAGCGAUGCUAAUCCGUGUCGAAGUUGGCCAAAUGCUGGCAGCCCUCGCUGCCGAGGAAGAUUACAUCAUGGAGCUCCAGUCGAACAUACGUGGAUACCUUGUCCAUUCGAAGUUUGAAGAGAAACGUCAAUAUUACCGACAGAACAUGGAGAAGGUGAUCAAGGCGCAAAGCUAUGUGCGAGGAAGAAUACAAGGCCAAGCAUACAAGAGUCUUACUACGGGGAAGAACCCUCCCGUAGGAACUGUCAAAGGCUUUGUACACCUUCUGAAUGACAGUGAAUUUGACUUUGACGAGGAGAUUGAGUUUGAGCGGACACGAAAGAUGGUGGUUCAGCAAGUUCGACAGAACGAGCUAGCGGAACAAUACAUCAGUCAGCUCGACAUCAAAAUCGCUCUGCUGGUGAAGAACAAGAUCACUCUUGAUGAGGUUGUGAAGCACCAAAAGCACUUCGGCGGGCACGUUGGCAGCCUGUUGCCGAACAGAGAAAUCUCGUCCAAAGACCCUUUCGAUCUCAAGGCUCUGAACAAGACAUCAAGAAGAAAGCUCGAACAAUACCAAGUACUCUUCUUCCUUCUUCAAACUCAGUCGCAGUACUUGGCCAAACUCUUUCGGCGUCUCCGUGAGCUUAAUACCCCCGAGAAAGAAUAUGACCGAAUUAGACACCUGAUGAUGGGGCUUUUUGGUUACUCACAGAAGAGGCGAGAAGAGUACUAUCUGAUUAAGCUGCUCGCUCGUUCCGCACGUGAAGAAAUCGAAAGCUUUGACUCGCUGCAUGAGUAUCUGCGCUGCAAUGCAUUCUGGAACAAAUUGUUCGCGUCUUAUAUCAAGUCUCCACGAGACCGCAAGUUCAUGCGGGAUACGUUGGGUCCUGUUGUGCGGGAGAAUAUUAUCGAGAAUCCUGAACUGGACUUGGAAAGUGACCCGAUGCAGAUCUAUCGCUCGGCCAUCAACAAUGAGGAGCUUCGAACUGGAAAGAGGAGCAGGCGUCGACCAGAUAUCCCCCGAGAGGAGGCGAUCAGAGAUCCGGAAACGCGGGCGACCUUCAUCCAAAACCUCCAGGACCUCCGUGAUAUCGCCGACCAAUUCUUCUCUGCCUUCGAAGAGCUACUAUAUCGGAUGCCCUUCGGCAUCCGAUACAUUGCAAAAGAGAUGUAUGAGUGUUUGCUCUCGAGAUUCUCUAGAGAAGACCCUGGAUUCGUUCUUCAGACCGUUGGCCACUGGGUGUGGAGGAACUAUUUCCAGCCUGCCAUCUUCGAACCAGAAAAGUACGGUGUGGUGGACCGCGGGUUGACUCAGGAGCAGAAGCGAAACCUUGCUGAGAUCGCCAAAGUCAUUGCGCAAGUAGCCUCUGGACGACUUUUCGGUGCAGAGAAUGUCUAUCUCCAACCCUUGAACAACUAUAUUGGCGACUCGAUUCAACGACUUGGCCAGAUCUGGGGCGACAUGAUCUCUGUCCAGAAUGCGGAAGACUAUUUCGACAUCGAUGAGUUCAAUGACCUCUACGCCAAGACUAAACCCACCUUAUACAUUAAGAUGUCCGACAUUUUCUCCAUCCAUCAACUUGUGGCCAGUGAAAUUCACUACAUCUGCCAAGCCCAGGACGAUAUCCUGAAGGAAGUCAUACGUGAUCUUGGGAAUGUGAAGUCCAAUGAGAAUGAGUUGAUGAGCGUAAAUUCUUCUGAAAUUAGCCUGACUCUGAACCCUAAGCUUGCACAGGUCGAAGAAAAAGACCCAGAGGCAGAUGUGAAAGCUCUGUUCAUGGAGACGAAACGGUGCAUUUUGUAUAUCAUCAGAGUUCAGACAGGUGCCAACCUGUUGGAGAUCAUGGUCAAGCCACCUACUGAGGAAGACGAAGACAAAUGGAUGAUGCUGGUGCGCGACGAGUUGAGUGCAAACAAUACCAGACGAAGCGCAUACGCGGAGGCGAACACAAUGGUCGACAUUGCUUCCAUGAGUUACUCCGAGCUUAAGCGGACGGCGCUUGAAAAUAUCCUUCAACUCGAACAAACCGGCAAGAUUCGUCGCGACAAUCAUUAUCAAGAUCUUCUCAACGCCAUCGCCAUCGACAUCCGGACAAAGCACCGCCGCAGAAUCCAACGGGAGCGGGAGUUGGACAGCGCACGGAUGACUCUAGCACGUCUCAAUGACCAAGCUGUCUGGCUGGAUCAGCAGCUGAAAACAUACAAUGACUAUAUCGAACAGGCCAUGGUCACCCUACAGAAUAAAAAGGGCAAGAAGAGGUUUCUCAUGCCUUUCACCAAGCAAUGGGACCAUCAGCGUGAACUUCAGAAAUCGGGCAAGGUGUUCAAGUUCGGCUCCUACAAAUACUCGGCCCGCAAUCUGGCCGAUAAGGGGGUCCUUGUACACUGGAAAGGUUACACCGAGCGCCAGUGGGACCGUGUCGACCUGACGAUUUCGAGUAAUGAAGUUGGUGUUUUCACUUUGGACGGCAGCAGUGGACCCAUGAUGAUCCCUGGUGCUAACGCCCAGGUGCCCUUAGACGACCUGCUUCAGGCUCAGUUCAACAACAUGCAAUUCCUUGAUUUCUUCGACGGACAGCUCCGGGUGAACGUCAACCUUUUCUUGCAUCUCAUCAUGAGGAAGUUCUACAACGAGUAGUCGAGAACCCGAUGACAUGAUGAUGUUUUUUUUUGCUUUGCUUUUUCCUUUUCAUCCACAUCAAUUUCCCUUAUGUCAAUGUGAUAUCCCAUCUCUUUUCCUGUUAUGACAUGUUGAACAUGAUGAGAGCUCGGCGAGUAUGAUGCACAGAGACGAGCUCCUUGUUUUCCACGAUUACCCCUUCUUGUCAGUUGCUAUGAUUUUUACCCCCUUG